Molecule: messenger RNA, 3474 nt
Organism: Penicillium mononematosum
Lineage: Eukaryota; Fungi; Ascomycota; Eurotiomycetes; Eurotiales; Aspergillaceae
Product: transcription factor domain-containing protein
Exons: 3
Coding region: 1-3474 (1157 amino acids)
Biological process (GO): regulation of DNA-templated transcription; DNA-templated transcription
Molecular function (GO): DNA-binding transcription factor activity, RNA polymerase II-specific; DNA binding; zinc ion binding
Source: RefSeq, a predicted model, not a curated record
AUGAAUGGUCAAAAGCCGAUGGCGAAUGACACCUCCGUUUCACGGCCACCAUCGGCUCCAUUGUCAACAACUUAUUCAACACCGUCAACUCAUCCGCUUGGAUUUUCUUGUGUGAAAUGCAGAUCAAAGCACCGUCGCUGUGACCGCACUAGACCAGUCUGCCAGAACUGUCGGAGCAUCGGCUUUGAAGCCGAAUGCUCAUAUCCUUCUGUGGCCUUACCAGCUACCGAGAACCAAAGUGCCCAGAACAGAAUCACUCAGAAGAUUGGUGCUCCAUUCUUUGGACCAAUGUUCGAUAAUCCCUCUGCUUCACCCGUAACAGGUGAAAAGAGACCAAGGGUUACAGACAGUUCUGAACGGACUGAACUUGUCAAUGACGUGGUUGCAUUACACAUCAAGAAUCACUCUAGCCACGCCCAGCAGAUGCAGACACUCCAAGCACCUCCCGCAAACCGGCACAGGAUAUCCGAACUUGACUCUGGAAGUGCUGCUAGGCAAUCUGCGCCGGGACCGGCUCAAACCUCAUUAUUUGGCACUGGCAUGCCCAAUGGAAGUAGGUCGGGUCCUCCACCACGCAGUAUAUCACCUACCCUACCUCAAGAUGAAAUGGAGCUCCGGUGCAACCUGACUACCGAAAUCAACGUUCAGAGAAUGAAGCAUCGCAACCUUGCAGCAGGGCCUCUACGCAACAUCGUGAAGCUACUGAUGAAAGCCAAGUCUGAACGCCCAACCACUAAACCCACGAUUGCUGGGUCGAGUGGUGUGCCAUUCAAUAACGAGUGGCGUGAAGAAGAUGAUCUCAUGCAAGUUGCAACAGUCAAGCUGGAAAAGGGUGGCCGAUGCUCUCGUGCUCUUCUCAGUCGCUUUGAAAACUUCUUGUAUGGCCCAUUGAUGAGCCCCGAGGAGAAGAAGAUGCAGGAGCGUAUAAUAUGCGUUGAAGAGUGUCUGUCAAGCGCAUCGGCACCACCGACAGCCGAUCACAACGCUCUGUUCCUCCAUCGCCUAAAAAGAAUCAUACUUAACCCAGAUUCCUAUGGCUUGAACCAAGACUCACGCAUCGGAUUCCUCCGCAACCAGAUCCUUGCUGCCAUAGCCACUAACUCGAAGCUGAGUGGUGCAAAUCGAAAGAAAAUUGCGGAGCUUUUGGACCCAGAUGGAGAGAUUGCCAAUACCAGCGCAGACAGUCCUGGUGUCAAAACAGGAACUCCAAUCUCAACAAGGAAGGCGCCACCCAAGCCUCCCUCUCCACGCGUGCCUUCCUCCCACACCCCAGAAACGCCCUCAAGAACAACAACACGUAAAAAGAACUCUGUCGUCUCUCUGUCUCCUUCAUCACCCCAUCCCCCUCUUUCACCCCUCCUCUCUUUUUCAACAACCUAUCCUCCUCCUUUCCCCUCUCGUUCUUCAUCUUUAUCCACACCACCUCUGGAACCCAUUGAUCCGACUGAUGACACCAUGUCGUCGUCCUUUCCUUUCAUGAAGCCUACGCCCAGGAAGCGUGUCGCUUCUGGCAGCCAGUCGUCGCAAUCAAAUGACACUGCAGCGUCUCCUUCCAUGGAGCCACCGUCCAAGAAACGUCCUACUCCUGGUAGCCAGUCCAACGACACCGUUGCCCCAUCUCCAAAGCGUGCUGCUUCUAGCACCCAGUCGUCCAGCUCCGACGACACUACUGCCUCAGCUUCUAAGCGUGCUGCUUCUAGCACCCAGUCGUCCAGCUCCGACGACACUACUGCCUCAGCUUCUAAGCGUGCUGCUUCUGGCACCCUGCCGUCGAACUCCAACAACUUGAUCGCCCCGGCUACUAAGCGUGUCUCUUCUGGCAGCAAUUCGUCAAUCCCCAACAACAUCGUCGCCCCGCCUCAUAGACGUUCUGCUCCUGCCAGCCAACCAUUUAGCUCCGAGAUCCCAAAAAGACUUUGGAAUAUCUUCGUUGCGAAGCACGCUCCUAUGCUUCCCAUCCUCAACCUCGACCAACUUAAAGCCGCUUUCGCCCUGGCUGUGAACAAUGGCAAGGUCGGGCCCACAGUUAUUGAUCCAACUUUCGGACUUUGCAUUGCAAUUGCCUGCCACCUCAUACCUGACAAGGACCUCUGGGAAGGUCGCAAGUGGUACAAUGCAGCUUUAUCUAACAUGGCUGACCCCUUCAAAUCUCCACCGUCGAUUCAAUCUUUCCACCAUCAAAUCCUCCAAAUCCAGUAUCUCCAUAUGGUCGGACACCUGCGGAUGGCCUGGGAUGUCUUAUCUCUGGCUAUCGGUAGAGCGCAAUCUCUUCGGAUGCAAAGUAUGCACGGUGGAUCUCUCGCCGUAGACGAAGAUUCGCUGGAGCAGGUUCGGAUGGUAUGGCAGUGUCUCUGGAUGAAGAAACUGUCUCUCACUCUCCAGUUUGGCGUUGUCGAUCAAUCUCUUGACACCUUUUACGAGUUACCUAUGCCGAUGCAGUCACAUAUUCAUGGGAACAUGGGAGUAUCUGGCACGGAAACCAAUGAACAUUGUCACGCGAUAUCUUCUUUUUUCGUGGCUUGUGCUUCACUUCUUAAGUACACCGACGAUUUAAUCACCGUUGAAAAUGAUCUACGUGUGACGCGCAUGGAAUGCCCAGUCAAAUGGCUUUCUAUCGUUGACCUCCGUGGCUUCCAGGAACUGAAUGAAAAGCUCUCGAGCUGGAAUAAUGGACUGCCCAAAUGUUUGGAAUGGAAAGACGCCGGGAUCGACUUUACCAUGAAGAAGGACCCUCUCAUUCGUCAAAUGUGCGUCCUGGCUCAUUUGCGAUAUGUCUAUUUUCGGCUUCGUCAACACCGGCCUUUCUUUAUUUUGACGCUGCGACUUUCCCAGACAUGCGCUUGUGAGAUGAGUCCUCAUAUCACUGGCAAGGAUAUUGAUUCAAUGGGUGCGUCUCCCUUCCUCGGCAUGGUGUAUUACAGUGCUGUCAAAUGCUUGACCGCUGCCCAAGACAUAGUCAAGACCCUCGCCGCAUCUAAUGCCAAGGCCGCUGGUGAGCAUGCUAAAGGUGACCAUCUCGAGUAUCUUUACGCUGCUGCAUUGAUUUUAAUUGCUGCACGGAUGGUACCGUUCGUCAUGAACGGUACUCAGCGAGGGCUUUCUGCUGCUGCCAACGUGGCUAAGUCCGUCAAGACCAUGACCGAGGAGCUCAAGCAGAUUGACAUCCUGUUGCGUCAGUACCAAGAAUCUUGCGAACAGGCGCCCAAGCUCCAAAGGCGCAUUGAACGUUCCCGCAGCGUGCUUGGCCAGAUAAAGCUACAGUCCGAGUCCGUGUCCUCGAGCGGAAUAGCAACGGACAACGAACUCAGGUUCGAACCAGUUGUUUGGCGACGCAUCUAUGACCGGCUCGGACUGGACGUCCCGUUCGGGAGGUUCCCCCAACAGGGUCCUCCCGGUAGCUCUGUAGUUACGGGCCGCAGAAAUACCCUUGGCUGGCUAGAAAGCCUGCCGGUAGACAUGGACCCCGAACUUUAG